AUUUUCUUCGGUUUAUCAUCACCGUAACCUUCAUCUUAGAUUCUAUGGCUGCUUGAGAAAAAGGUAUUUUUGUGGAUCCUGAUCUUAGUGAAUCUUGUGUGAAACUCGAUUUACAGUUAUGGAUUUAGGAAGCGAAUGUUCUACACUUGAAUUGUUCGAGGAUAAUGAAGCCGCUCAAAUCAAGGAUAAGCACGCUGGUGAUCACGAGACUGAAAAUCAUGUAAAGGGUACUGCUGAGACUGUGCAGCCAAUGCUUUCACCUCUUGUAGCAGUUAAAUCUCCUGGUGCGUCAUCUUCUCCUACCACCAAAGGGUAUGGCUUGAAGAAACGGAGGCGGAUUAAGCGAGACUUUGUUAAGGAUGCUACUAUCACAAUGGAGAGAAGUAAAAUAGUUAAGAGAGGCUUGACCGGUUCCGCAAAUCCAGAUCCAAGUAAACCACAGCAUAGUGCAUCAUCUGUGAUCAAUCAGAGCAGUGGAUCCCCUAAUGGAUCAAUGAAUAUGUUGAAGAAUGCAGUUUUGGCUCCUGGGUUCAUGAUGCAUAGCCCCAAUUCAGAUUCCAUUUUUGCAGUUGGAGCUGCUUUUGGUUCCGCUACAGAUUCUGAAAAUAGUGAGGACCGGAGUAGCAAGUCAUCUACAGCAGCCAGUAUGCCAACCUGCCUUCAGUUUUGGGUUACAUUCAUGAGAGACACCAGAUGAAUUUAAGUGGGAACACCGUGGGUAAUUCAAGUCAAAGAGUUCAACUCUAAUUCCAGUAUGGAAUCCAACUCAAGAAGUUCCAACUUUAUCUUUACGUAUUUUCAGAAAAAAAAUACUUUUAUCUUUAC
Hibiscus syriacus is the source of this 825-nucleotide messenger RNA. RefSeq names its product WPP domain-interacting protein 1-like. The transcript is spliced from 4 exons. Bases 119 to 697 code for a protein of 192 amino acids. Lineage: Eukaryota; Viridiplantae; Streptophyta; Magnoliopsida; Malvales; Malvaceae. The record is from RefSeq and is a predicted model, not a curated record.